GGAAGUCCGGUGUUGAGUUUAUUCAGUGAGCUGUACUACACUUCCUUUCUCCUCAGAGAUGGCGGAUUUGUCUUUAUAUCUAACGAAUUUCAACAUUUCUCUGGGCCAAACGAUGGAAAAUGAUAAGAUUUCGAGAUCAGAGCAGAUGGAAAUCGUGGAAAUCGGGGACUCAGCGGACAGGCGAGGGAAGUUAAAGGUUCCCCGUAGGACCAUCUAUUUUGCCAGCGGCGAGACUAUGGAAGAAUACAGCACAGAUGAAGAGGAGGAAGAGGAAGACUCGAAUAAAGAAAUAAGCACUGUGGAUCCGUCUACAUUGACCUGGGGACCGUAUUUCUGGUUCCACAUGUGGAGGAUGGCCACUUCAACCAUCUCAGUGUGUGACUACAUGGGAGAAAAACUGGCUUCCAUAUUUGGGAUCACAAGCCCAAAAUACCAGUACGCCAUUGAUGAAUAUUACCGCAUGAAGAAAGAGGAGGAGGAGGAAGAGGAGGAGAACCGGUUGGCCGAUGAGGCAGAGCGCAAUUAUGAAGAGCAGCGGCAGGUCAAGCAAGAGGAGCUGUCAUCUGCCCAUCCUGCCACCAUCGAGCAGCCAGAAGCUUCCAGAACCUCGUUUGUGAAUAUUUCCUUCGAGUUGGACCCUGAACCUCUCAACGAUACAGAAGCCAAGAGAGUUCCUUCACCUCUCCCCACCUGAGCUCUCACCGUCAGAAGGACGAGCAUAUCUAACGCUUCAUUCAUGAUGUCAGGGUACGACCUCCACAGUGGGGACAAAGCCUGCCUUAACUAAAUAUGUGACUAUGCAAGACUUUGACAGUUUUUUUAACAGAAGGAUUAAUUUAACUAUCUUAAAUGGUCUGGAUUAUUCAACUAUCUAGGUUUCUCUCUUUUUCUUCAACUGCACUAAGAUUUAACUGUUUGAUAGCGGUGGUAUGACAAUACCUCAUACAUGUGUUCGGAGUCCUGACCUGAAGAAUCUGGUGCCCAGGAUCUUGUCAUUCACUCGAUGGCUUAUACCAGACGUUCUUUCUCUUCUGUGGUGAUAAGUAUGGAAUUGUAGCCAAAGACUGUCUGCACUUGUGUCACCGAAUAAAGCCUUUGCCCAUAUGUCUGUAUUUUCUAUGAACUAAAGACAUUAUUUUUCUUUAUUUUCUUUAUCAAAUGGUUUCUUUUUAUCUCUUAAGGUUGUUUCUUCAUAGUGAAACUCAGUGACUGGCAAAAUAUAUUUCAGGAGUCAUUGGCAGCCAUCCUGCAUUUGGGUGAGGAAUUGGUCACAUGAGUAAUGUAUAUCACCAGUGAUAACACUUUUUCUCACAGCACUCCCUCCCACGGACCAAAGACAUAUGAGGGCCAGUUAACUGGUUUGCUUUGUGACAAAGUGGCAAGCAAGUUUUGUAACAGGGAUUAACUAAAC
Molecule: messenger RNA, 1411 nt
Organism: Synchiropus splendidus (mandarinfish)
Lineage: Eukaryota; Metazoa; Chordata; Actinopteri; Syngnathiformes; Callionymidae
Gene: fam177a1a
Product: family with sequence similarity 177 member A1
Exons: 5
Coding region: 59-694 (211 amino acids)
Source: RefSeq, a predicted model, not a curated record